AUGGCAGUGCUAACGAAUCAAAAAUUUGCCAUUGAUUUAUUGAUCUCGAUCUUGAUCACCUUUGUUCUCAGUACAAGUAUCUUAUCUAUUUCAACUAAUCACUGGAACGUUAAAUACGAAAACUCGACCACAAAUCGAACUGGUCUCUUCCAACAAUGUUCAAACGUAUUGUGUUGCAGUAGAAAAGAACUAGACCGUCCAAUCACAUUGCUAGUUCUAUGCACUAUUAUCCUUUUAGCAAUGAGUGCUCUAUCAUCAUUUAUUUUAAUGGCGACAACCAUGGAGUACACAACUCGAUGUUACAUUCUUGUACCAACGACGUUGUUUGGCGCUGGGAUAACAAUGACAUUGGCAUUGAUUCAAAUAUUAGAUCGAUUAGAUUUAAAUGGCUAUUCUGGAUAUAUAUUUAUCAUAGACACACUGCUAACAUAUAUUUUUGGAGGAAUAUCCCUUUUGCAUGCGAAUAUGCACUAUUUCUAA
Adineta ricciae is the source of this 480-nucleotide messenger RNA. The record is from the annotation of a GenBank genome assembly. Lineage: Eukaryota; Metazoa; Rotifera; Eurotatoria; Adinetida; Adinetidae.